CUUAUUUAUUCAGGUACAUGUUCCCGUCUCCUUGCAGCAUAAACCACGUGGUGCAAAGACGUGACAAGCUCCUCCCACCUGCAUACUACUAAGGCUAUUAAAGGCUUACUCUGCCCCUCCGCUCCCCAUCCCAGCUCCACUAUAUUACCAUCUUGCUCGUCGACCUGAUUUGAUGAACCGUAUUUCUGUUCAAUGCGGCUCUGGGCAACACUAUAGACUGGUAUACCGGUUUCUACCAAGUGCCUGAUUUACGUUCCAUUUCAACCGCUAUCGUCCCGGCACUACCUAGCCGAAAGGUCAAAGGGCAACCCUGAGGUGUUACUAGACACUAGGGGGUUUCCACGUUUGGUGCUUAUCUUUAAGUACCCCAAGUGUAUUGCCGUCGAAACGUGUCGCCGAACACCUGGCAGUUCUUGGCCUUAGUGUAAACAGGAAUACUCGAAGGUCAUGGCAUUCCCUCCUCCCCAUGGGGGACCAUCGUCUUUCAACUUCUCUAUGGCUUUCCAACCAUCGCAGUCCCACCCAGCACGCCACACUUCUUCAUCAAGUGCUGCGGCCGGCGCCCGAGGGUCUGUACCGGAUGCCCCUAUAUCGAAUUCGUUCUUGCCUGUGCAAGAAGAUCAAUUCGACAUCUUCGAGUGGUAUCCACACUUCCAGUCUUGUCUGCGCUACUUCCUCGACCAUGCGCAAUAUUCAAUGCCAGUCCAGGCUCUGGCUGCCUUUAUGAAUAUACAGCUCCCAGUUCAAAGAUCGCAGCAUCCCGUCUUUGGGGCGAAAGCGUGCGGCUCGCCUUCAGCGGGCCCGUCAUCAUCAUCCCGCACGGCAGGGAAACUUCCUAUGCCGAACCCGCCUCCGAGUCCCAUUUCUUUAAAUCCUUACAUACGACGGCUAGUAGCGACUGGCUUCGACGUACCCGCGGUACUGCAUGGAUUCUUUGGGGACAAUUGGGCGAAGGGUAUCGGUCACAUUCACGAAGUCGAGCGAAGGAACUACUUAUUUGCUGCCAAGAGCGCGAGCUGGGUGGAUGUCAAGUCACACUACGAUAUGGACGACGAACAGAGUGUUCCGUUCCUCCGGCCGUUACAGAACGUCUCGGAGACCGAGAUCGUGAGCGCAGAAAAAAAUUGGAGCGAAUGGCUUGCGAUGCAGGAUUGGAUGUUAGGACCCCGGUCUCUCGAGAGUAUCCAUGGGCCACUUGGUGAAAAGUCGGAAGAUUUCUGAGGGGUGCCACAUUAGAUCUGCUAUCAUGACUGGUGGCGAAAGACAGACGAGAUAUCCGUCUUGGUGGUGAAAAACGAGGCUUGGCGACCCAGUACGGUGUGGUAUUCAGGUCUGUCAGUCUCGCCAACUCUGCCGCAAACAUUCAAGAGUUGCACGAAGCAGGAGCGUUCCUCCACUAUCAAGACAAGACGCCAGUGUUGGCCGUGUUGAUCAUAGCUCCAAUCAAUCAUAGAUCUACCGAUUUUGAUGUACAAAGUGGACUUAACAAAGUUUGGGGGCGCAUAAGCACGUGUCACUUGCCGCAUCAAAUACUUCUCUAAUACCCUCAGGUGGCUCAUGCAA
Pseudomassariella vexata is the source of this 1563-nucleotide messenger RNA. RefSeq lists its product as uncharacterized. The transcript has a single exon. NCBI's taxonomy places the organism in Eukaryota, Fungi, Ascomycota, Sordariomycetes, Amphisphaeriales, Pseudomassariaceae. The record is from RefSeq and is a predicted model, not a curated record. The coding region runs from base 448 to 1221 and encodes 257 amino acids.